UCCAGCUUUAAAUCAUUAUGAUCCCGAACCCAGCAACUUUCAAUCAGUAUCCCCAAGUCGGGCGAAGUCGCGGGAGGAAGAAGAGCAUCAACCGCCACCCUCGGGAGACGAAACUAGCCAGCUAAAGGGAGCUGGCCCUUUAAGGCAGAUAAAGCCUAAUGAUUCGAGAUGUGAGAGACUCCGACCGCUCCGAGGGCAGGGGAACCAGGGAGCUCUAGAGUCCCGGAAGUCCUUCCUAGAGUUCCAGGAGGCCCCGCGCCCCAGUUCUCAUGGUAACAGCAAACUGAAAACACUAGGGCUGCGAGAGUUGCAGGAAGAACAGUUUUUGCCAUCAAAUGACUUUUGAGACCAGUUGUCAUCUUCUCCCAACAAAAAGCCAUCAAUUUUCUGGAUUAUCUGGAAGUCCUGAUCAUGUCAUGAUUUUCACCAGUGAUAUGAGAAUCUGGCCAAAGUCUGAGAUGCAGUUUCUACAGCUGCAGUGAGAGGGAGAUACUAGUCUUAUGAGUGAAACAGGGGUGAUUGCUUUUCUAAAAGAGCUAUUUAAAAAAAAAAAAGCCUCUGGCUUACAUCUGAGGAAAAGAUAACAAAAGAUAAUAAAAGAAAAUCUCUGCAUCUGAUAAGGGACCAGCAAGAAGGGCUCAGCAAAAGUAGCAGAACAACAUUUCUAGAAGAUAUUGGUGGCCAUUUAGCAUCAAAGAAAUGAGUUGCUCCUUCAUUCCCCUUUUUGGUUGCUUACUAUGUCAUUGAUUGAUGCAACAAGUGUAGAUGACCAUUUCCAUCAUGCAGUAUUAGAAGACAGUAGUAAGCCUACAGAAUCCAAGAGAAAUCUAGGCACUGGUGAUUUUUCCAGGAACAGUAACAACAGCACUGGAAGCAUUGAUUAUAGCAGAACCCAGGGUUCAAGUGGAAACUUUAGUUCUCACUAUGAUUAUUCAGAAGAUUUUGUCUCUGAAUAUUCUGCAACAGCUGUUAAUGGCAGUUGUGUCGAACUGUUUGAGAAAAAAGUAAAAAAAGAAGAGAAGAAAAAGAAAAAUGUUUGUAAUGUUGCCCAUCAAAAAGGAUUCAAGGAAAUCUCACCCGAAAAAAUGCAGAACUGGAAUACAGCCUUAACUUCUCAAAUUAGUAUCAUUACCCAAAAAAGAGAUGCUAUGGCUCAUCGCAUAAUGUCAGCAAGGCUUCAUAAGAUUAAGGAACUGAAAAAUGAAUUAGCUGAUAUUCAUCGUAAACUAGAAGCAACUGUCUUAGAAAACCAACUCUUGAAACGACUUCAAUUCAGGCACUUGAAAGCAAUAGGAAAAUAUGAAAAUUCACAAAAUAAUUUACCCCAGCUUAUGGCUAAACAUCAUAGUGAAGUAAAAAAUCUAAGGCAACUUCUUAGAAAAUCUCAGGAGAAAGAAAGAAAUGUGUCCAGGAAACUUAGAGACACUGACAGUGAGUUAUUAAAGACCAAAGAUUCCUUGCUAACAUUGCAAAAACUUUCUGAAGACAAAAAUCUCGCAGAGAGAGAAGAACUUACGCAAAAAUUGUCUGCACUUAGCACAAAAAUGGAGGCCAAUGACAAAAGAAUACAGAGCUUAGAAAGACAACUGAGAUUGAACAGUAGUGCAUUUAGUCGUCAAUUAGCUGCUGAAAACAGAAAGACUAUAACAGCUAAAAAUGCUACAAAGAACCUUCAAAUGGAAGUAAAGUGCCUUCAACAAAAACUUAAGGAAAAAGAUCGAGAACUUGAUAUAAGAAAUAUAUAUACUAACCGGUUCCUUAAAAAUUUAUAUGACAAAGAUGAACAACUAAAAGGAAACCAUGAGAAGACCACUGAAUCUUUCAAAGUUUCUUCACCAACCACAUCCAUACAAGCAGAAAAGAAAUACCAUCUAUUUCCAUGUAUAGUUCCACAUCAUUUGAAGGAAAAUAGAGGAGAUAGUGUAUCUCUGCUAAUUAAGGAGGAAAAAGGCAUAGGAAAUGAUGCUGAAAAGGAAGAAACAAUUCAUGUCAGUCGUGAAGUAAUCCAUGAUGUCUAUAAAUUACCAAAUAAAGAAGAUCCUGAAAAAAUAUAUAAAGAUUUACUAAAGGAAGACAUACACAGGGAAGUACAAACACCACAGGAGAGUAAUGGAAGGCAAAGAGAGAAAAUUUUUUUAGAAAAGAUACCUAAUUUGCUGAAAGAAGAACAAGCAACAUCAGCACAAACAAAACAUUUAAUUACUCCAUUAAGGGAAAACAAUCAACAUCCUAAUGUAAGAAAAGAAAAUCUUAAAAGUAGUGUAUCAACACAUGACACGGAUGAACUGAAUAAUAAAUAUGUCAUUCAAAAUAGCAAAAUUCCACUUAGACAAAGAAAACAUUACUCUUUCACUGAAACCAUUGAAAAUUUGCACAAUGGAAUUCCUACUUCAGGUACAUCUGGUUUAGGAACCACCCGAAACAGUCAAAUUGUAAACAAGCAACAAGGUAAUACAACUGACCUGAAGACAGAAAAUUCAGUUAGUAGGUAUGAACCAUCAUUUGGUAAAUCUUCUAAAACAAAAGCAAAAGAUUCAUCAAGUGAAAAGAAUGGGAACUGUACAAAUACAGCUUUGAGGGAUAAGAAAAAUAAUCUGAUGGAAGAACUCUUUGGAUCAGAUUGUGUCUUAAAAAACAAUCCCACAAAUACUGAUCUUAAAUCACCUAAUAAAGAAAAAGAAAGUUUGGAAAAUGAUAGGAUGCAAGAUCCUCAUAAUUAUCGAUCUUCAACCAUUAAUGCUUUUGGAGAUUCUAAGUAUGCCAACAUAAUUUAUAGCGGCUUAUGUCAAAACAGCGUAAGGAAGAAUUCCUUUGUAAGAGAAACAGAUGAGGGCAACUUGAAAAGGAGCAACAAAACCAGGAAAUGAUUCUGCAGCUAAAAGUUGCUUUUGUCAAAGAAAAUGUUCAGCAGUAGCCAAGUGUUGGCCUUACAAACUUCUCUUUCAGAAAUUUUCCUUAUCUGGCUAAAAUGGACAUCAUAUUUUAUGAAAAUUAAAACUAACAAAUGGGCAAUAUUCAGUAUUUUUAUUAUCGUACCUCUGGUUUUUACUACAUAUUUGUAACCUUCCAUCUGGUUUACUUUCAGUUACCUUUAUUAUAAAAAGAUUAAAAAU
This is a messenger RNA of Sarcophilus harrisii (Tasmanian devil), 3113 nucleotides long. RefSeq names its product lebercilin LCA5 like (gene LCA5L). The transcript is spliced from 12 exons. Gene Ontology annotation, cellular component: axoneme. The record is from RefSeq and is a predicted model, not a curated record. Gene Ontology annotation, biological process: intraciliary transport. NCBI's taxonomy places the organism in Eukaryota, Metazoa, Chordata, Mammalia, Dasyuromorphia, Dasyuridae. The coding region runs from base 738 to 2867 and encodes 709 amino acids.